Molecule: messenger RNA, 1374 nt
Organism: Magnolia sinica
Lineage: Eukaryota; Viridiplantae; Streptophyta; Magnoliopsida; Magnoliales; Magnoliaceae
Exons: 7
Coding region: 41-1234 (397 amino acids)
Biological process (GO): negative regulation of DNA-templated transcription
Cellular component (GO): nucleus
Molecular function (GO): transcription corepressor activity
Source: RefSeq, a predicted model, not a curated record
GAGGGACGGUGGGUGAGGAAGGGGUGGGGAAGAAGAGAAGAUGGAAGGGGAAGAAGAAGGUGGAGGGAUGCGUAUGAGGAAGGGUUUGAUGGAAAAGGGUGGUGGGGAAGUUGAUUACAAGAAUAAAGCUGGCACCGCUUGGAGUCAUUCCUACCUUAAUCAGAAGCCGUGGCACCCUCUCUCCUAUCCCAAUCAGCGCCGCAAGUGGAUCGCCGAGCAGACCGAUGCCCAACGCGAACGCCGUGCCCAGGAAGUCUCCAGAGAGUUUGCUCAGGAGCAGGAAUUCUUCCGACAGACCGCUCUCAUCUCUAAGAAAGAAAAGGAGAAGGUGGAAAUGAUGAAAGCAGUGAGCUUUAUGUAUGUCCGUCCACCUGGUUACAAUGCAGAAAGUGCCAAAGCUGCAGAGAUUGCAGAUGGAAGGAAAAAGCUGGAUCAAAACAGUGCCUCUCAAGACCCUGCAGAUGGUGUUCAUGCUACACUGCCCAAAACUGUUUCUGGUAAGGAUCUUUCUGGUGAAGGCAAGAGGAAGCCUAGGCCAAAGGAUGUUUUCGGUCGUGCUUUACCAACGGAAGAAGAUUUUGAAGUCCUAAAAAAUGCUCCAAGGCUAGAGACAGGUUUGCCGGCAAGAGUAAAGCCAUUUGGAGUCGAAGUUCGUAAUGUAAAAUGUGCAAGGUGUGGAACCUACGGUCAUCAAAGUGGUGAUCGUGAAUGCCCUUUGAGGGACGCCAUAAUGCCCAAUGAAGAGAGUCGGUUGAAGAGAGAUGAUCCCCUCACAGCUAUCUUGGCACAUAUUGAUUCUACUGAGCCACUAAAGUGGGAGCUGAAGCAGAAACCAGGCAUGAGUCCUCCUCGUGGUGGGUUCAGACCAGAUGAUCCUAAUCAGCAGAUAGUCGCAGAUGAUAUCUUUGAUGAGUAUGGAGGAUUCUUGGAUGGAGGCAACAUCCCUGAUCUGCUGACCAAUUUCUCAUCAGCAAACAAAUCUAGGAAGCACUCUAGAAAGAAAAGCAAGCACAAGAUCAAGUCAUCUGCAACGGGUAGUGAUUCCAAGAAUCACAAGAAGCGGCCAUCGCCAUCCUCUGACUCAUCAGAUUCUGAUAGGGAAAGGAGAAGGUCAAAGAAAAAGCAUCACAAAAGGAAGCGGCAUGGAUCCGAUUCAAGUUCAUCUGACAGCUCAGAUUCUGAUCGAUGUCAUGGAAGAAGUAAACGUCGACACCAUCAAUCUGAUUCAACCUAAGAUUAAGAUGGAAAUGUAGUGUAGAUUGCAGGCACCUAAAGAGUUAAUAAACAAAUCUGUGGUUGUGGGUGUACUGCCAUAGGAGUAAUUAUAUGAUGCUUUUGAGCUAGUACGGAAAUAAAUUUGGAUGGCUUGUUGUA